GGAAGAAGUACUUGCUUUCAAUCGACCGCAGCAAUGUUUGAAUGCGGUGGGAUAUGCAAACCUUAUUAGAAAGUUUUAUGAGCGUACCAAGAGGCCAUACGGUGAGAGUCAAAUGAAGAAUAGGUGGGAUAUAUUGAAAAAAAUGUAUACCCAAUGGAAGACUUUGAACUUGAGAUCAACCGGAUUGGGAAGAGAUCCUGUUACUGGUUGUAUUGUGGCUGACGAUGAAUGGUGGGAAGAACAAAAUAAGGCUAUGCCAGGUUGUAUCCGGUUCAGAACAGCUCCGCUUGAAUAUGAGGAUCAGAUGCGAAUCAUGUUUGAAUCGGUCAUUGUUACAAAUGAAACUUCAUAUGUUCCAAGUGGUGAUGGAAACGUUGAUGUUGAUGAACAUGAUGUUGUUGAUGUUGAGGGCAACAAUGAUAGAGAGGCACAUAAGGCCCCAUCCAGUUCUGAGCGGAGGGCUUCAAAAAGGCCAGCUCCUAGUUCCCCUAAAAGAAAGAAGAAGAAGACUUUUAGAGACCAAUGCAUGAAGCGGUUGGUCGAUGCAUAUGAGUUGAAAGCUCAAAGUAGUAAACAUCCAGCUACUUCACAAGUUGUUGAUCAUGUUAGAGAUGAGAUUGGGAAGCUUGCAUUUGUUUUGAUGAGUACCUCUAGUGCAACUAGUGAAUGUGAAGGCAACAGUGAUUCUAUUCAUACCAUAGAUGUUGAUGAAUCUGAUGACACUGAUGAUGAUUACAUAGUGGCAAUGCUUAGUAUGGACUACAUGGCAUCAUCUGGUAUGAACAAGAAGAAGAUUACUACUACGAUAGCAAGGAUGACUGGAAUACAGUGGGUUGAGUUGCAACUACAAGAUCCAGUGGAGUGCUUUAACAUGUUCAGAAUGAGGAGGUCAGUUUUCUUAAGCCUUCAUGACACUUUGGCAAUGCAAGAAUAA
Setaria italica (foxtail millet) is the source of this 934-nucleotide messenger RNA. RefSeq lists its product as uncharacterized. The record is from RefSeq and is a predicted model, not a curated record. Bases 113 to 934 code for a protein of 273 amino acids. NCBI's taxonomy places the organism in Eukaryota, Viridiplantae, Streptophyta, Magnoliopsida, Poales, Poaceae. The transcript is spliced from 4 exons.